Molecule: messenger RNA, 1170 nt
Organism: Paramecium pentaurelia
Lineage: Eukaryota; Ciliophora; Oligohymenophorea; Peniculida; Parameciidae
Source: the annotation of a GenBank genome assembly
UAUGAGGAAUUGCAUUAGAUCAGCUUUUCGUUAAAAUCUUUAACUUAGAGGUGCAUGGUCUUAAAAUUAUUUAUAAAGGCCUGGAGAAGGAGCAUUAAAAAAUGUUACUUUAAUACCUGGAGUAGGAAUUGGACCUGAAAUAACAAGUAUUAAAAUAUAGCAAAUUUUAGAUAGUGUUAGAACUGUAUUUGAAGCAUUACAUGUUCCAAUCAAAUUUGAUGUGUUAGACAAUUUCAAUUUUGAGAAUGAUGAUUCAAAAAAACAAUUAAGAAAAAAUGAAUGCAUUCUAUUAGGUGUAAUGACUGAAAAGAAUUAAAAAUAUACAGACAAUUACAAAUUCUAUAAAUAUUUAGAUUUGUAUGCCAAUAUUACUUUUGCUUUCUCUUUUGAAGGAAUAAUAUAAAGACAUCAUAAUACAGACAUAGUUGUGAUUAGAGAAAAUACUGAAGGUAAAUAUCAUAAUUAUAUAUUUCUCAGGUGAAUACUCUGGUGUAGAACAUGAAGUCUAUCCAGGAGUUGUAGAAUCAAUCAAAGUAACUACAAAAUAAGCAUCAUUAAGAAUUGCUGAAUAUGCAUUUGAAUUUGCUCAUCUUAGUGGUAGAAAGAAGGUCACAGCUGUUCAUAAAGCUAAUAUUAUGAAACUUGUUGAUGGACUAUUCUUAUAAGCCUGUAGAGAAGUGGCAUAAAGAUAUUCAUUUAUUAAAUAUGAAGAAAUGAUCAUUGAUAAUUGUUGUAUGUAAUUGGUCAAAAAUCCUACACAAUUUGAUGUAAUGGUUAUGCCAAAUCUUUAUGGAUCAAUUGUAUAAAAUGUUGUAGCUGGUAUUACUGGAGGAGUAGGUAUGGCUGCAGGAGCAUCAAUUGGUAAAGAUCAUGCUCUCUUUUCUUAAGGUUGUAGACAUACAGGAAGAGAUAUAGCAGGUAAUAAAGUAUAUAUUUUAGGUAAAAAUGUUGUGAAUCCUUCUGCUAUGCUUGUUUCUUCCACUCUUUUAUUAAGACAUCUAGGUUUACCAAACUUUGCUGAUUAAAUUUGUAGAGCUGUUUAACAUACUAUUUAAGAUAAAAAUGUAACCAUUUAUAUUUAAUGUUUUAGAUUAAAACUAAAGACAUUGGUGGAAAUGCCACAACAGAUCAAUUUACAAGUGAAGUUAUUAAAAGCUUAGGAAGAUGAUA